This is a messenger RNA of Dermacentor andersoni, 492 nucleotides long. RefSeq names its product defensin-like. Gene Ontology annotation, biological process: defense response. Lineage: Eukaryota; Metazoa; Arthropoda; Arachnida; Ixodida; Ixodidae. The record is from RefSeq and is a predicted model, not a curated record.
UUUCUGCUUUGGGGGUUCCGGUAUAUAAACCCAGGCUACAUCGUUCGCUUUACCGCUCCUUAGCUGACCGACGUACACUCUUAUAGCUUCGUCGAGAGCACCGGGACACGCCCGAGGACUGCGUCUAUUCCUUAGACAUUCGUCAUGAAGAUGUCUACUGUGGCCUUUGCUCUGCUUAUUCUCUCAGUGAUGCUUGUCUCUGGAAUCGCCAGCGAGGAACACGGUGGAGAAUCACAGGAAGCAGAUGAGGAUCCGCACCCUGAAGAAUACGGUUUAGAAGAAAGGAGCGCAGAGACGCCACUUGUCAGAGUCCGUCGCGGUUUUGGUUGCCCGUUACAAUCUCGUUGCAACACACACUGCCAGAGUAUACAACGCCGAGCUGGGUACUGCGACGGCCCGUUGAAGCUGAGGUGCGUUUGUACCACCUAAAUCGCUUCCGUGAGAGCUCCGACUGACUAUGUUCAAUAAACAGGCGCAAGAGCAGAGAUGCAA